GUCAGUAUCCGAGGUUGUUCUCGGAAACGCUCCUAUAUUUAAGUGUAGAAGAAGAAACAAAGCAAAACAACAUGGCAGCCUCCACACCGCACGCUGGACCCACUUCUGAAGAGACAGACCCGCCUGAAAGUGUCCGAACAGAACCGAAUAAAGAUCCCGGAACAUCAGAAUCAGAGUCGGAAAGACUGGAGGAUGAUGCGGAGGAGGAAGAGGAGCCUCCCGGCCCGAAGAUCCGGGARACCCCGCAGGACAUCCAGCUGGAGGCCAUCGCCAACACGGUGGCUCUGCACCCCAGCAGGGACAUCUUGGUGUGCGGGGACGUGGACGGGGACGUGUACGCCUUCUCCUACUGCUGUACGGAGGGGGAGAACCGGGAGCUGUGGUCGUCCGGACACCACCUGAAGUCCUGCCGCCAGGUGCGCAUCUCGGCGGACGGGCUGAAGCUGUACAGCGUGUCCCGGGACAAGGCCGUCCACCUGCUGGACAUGGAGCGGGGGCAGCUGGUGUCACGGAUCCGGGGGGCCCACGGGGCCCCCAUCAACAGCCUGCUUCUGGUGGACGAAAACAUGCUGGCCACGGGGGACGACGGAGGCACCCUGAAGGUGUGGGAUAUGAGGAAGGGAACAGCCAUCAUGGAAAUGAAAAACCAUGAGGAUUACAUCAGCGACAUAACUGUGGACCAGAACAAGAGGAUUCUGCUCACUGCCAGUGGCGACGGCACCAUGGGCGUCUUCAACCUGAAGCGGCGGCGCUUUGAGCUGCUGUCGGAGUACCAGAGCGGUGAUCUGACCUCGGUGGCGGUGAUGAAGCGAGGGAAGAAGGUGGUCUGCGGCUCCAGCGAGGGAACCGUUUACAUCUUCAACUGGAACGGCUUCGGAGCCACCAGCGACCGCUUCGCUCUGAAGGCGGAGUCAGUGGACUGCAUCGCGCCGAUUACAGAAAACAUCAUGUGCACGGCGUCCAUGGAUGGAUACAUCCGAGCCAUCAACCUUCUCCCCAACCGGGUCAUCGGAUGCAUCGGGCAGCACGUCGGCGAACCYGUGGAAGAGAUCGCCAAGUCCUGGGACACCCGCUUCCUGGUCAGCUGUGCCCACGACCAGCUCAUCAAGUUCUGGGACAUUUCUGGUUUGCCCAAACUGAGCGUGGACGAAUACCGCAAGAGGAAGAAGAAAGGCGGGCGGAUGAAGUCGCUCACCAAGAAGGCUCUGGGCGACAAUGACUUCUUCUCUGGACUUGUGGAGGAAACUGAGAAAAAAGAGGAAGAAGAGCAGGAGGAAGGUGAUGAUAGCGACAGCGACAGUGGGAGUGACUGAGUGGGAGCGCCGGCGGACAUUUUGUUCAGAGCGUGAAGAACUUGUUCAUGAGUUGGUAUGAGCUGCUGCUUUGGUCACUCAUUUACUUUUACAACUCUGAUGAAUCUUCAUUGUGAAAAUGUUGUGAAAGCAAAAGAAACUUCUGUAGCAGACAGAAAAUAAAACUUUUUCAGUUUUAGCUAAAACUGCCGUUACUGCAGACCUCAAAGCAGUUUGUUGUAUUUUAUGUGUGAUAAAUAAAAAGUAUUUCAUAACCAUGAGAUGGAAGCAAGAUUAUACAUAAAUGUCAAGAUAUUUUACCAAAUAAAACUGAAAAGUUUUGGGUUUUUUCAUGUUAA
This is a messenger RNA of Poecilia reticulata (guppy), 1651 nucleotides long. RefSeq names its product WD repeat domain 55 (gene wdr55). NCBI's taxonomy places the organism in Eukaryota, Metazoa, Chordata, Actinopteri, Cyprinodontiformes, Poeciliidae. The record is from RefSeq and is a predicted model, not a curated record. Gene Ontology annotation, molecular function: protein binding.